GAGGAUUGCCCAAUUCCUCGAAUUCCCAUUCAUGCUUGCUUUCCCCUCAGUCAAUAUCCACUUCGAUGAGACUAAGCAAGCAGUCGUUCAAAGCGCAUGCAUGCGAGGCACAAGGGCCUCGUUGUCGAUGAUUGGCCAACCCAUCACCCUCGCUGGCUAGGUGGGAGGCCUUAGUUGCAACAUAAAUAUGCCUCGUCCGCUUCGACCAGCAAUGGGCGUACUCUCACACUCGCAGCUUACGAAACCCAGGGUUCGAAAGUCAGGUCCGGGCGCGAAGCCCGUAGCAUGCCAUACACCACAUACAGACGUACCCGUGUCUGUUUGCUUUGGUAGAACCGCCCGGUCAAAACUCUGAGAAGCUGACAGAAGCCCCAUCCGCAGAGGGCGUCCUUUUUCCUGACCUCAUCCAUCGGAAAAAUUGCAGAGGUUGCCAUUGCGAUGGUUGGCCGAGUCUUGCCCCAGCGGCGGAAAGCAUGGCACUCCAAAGCCAGGACUGGAUGCAAAACCUGCAAAGCCCGCCAUCUGAAGUGCAGCGAGGAGAAACCACAGUGUCAACGUUGCAUCCGUGCAGGUAAAUCCUGUGGCGGUUAUGCGGACAACCCGAAGCCUUGGAUAUUUGACCCUUGGAGCGACCGUGCGGAUGGUCGUUGCGGGAGUCUAGCUGCGACGUUGUCUUCGGAAGAAUCUAUCUCCAUUGUGCCACUGUCCGACUGCGUGUUUACUUCGCCCUACACGACACGCGAAGCUCAGGCUGCCUUGGAAUUCUGGCUCCGGCUGACCACUCCAGAAGGUACCGACUGUCCAGGGGAUAUCAUCCGAAACACUCUCGGAUCUUAUGUUCCACAAGCUGCAUGGCAUCUGGACGUAGUAAGGCACAGUUUACUCUCUGCUGCAUCGACGGCACUAGUGCUUGAGGCUCGAGCUUCGAACAUGAGCCUCGAGCUCCAGUCAACCCUGUCGAAACAGUCGGUCAUUCAGAUGCAUCUAGCCAUACAAGCCAUCCUCAAGGAGAGGCAGCCGUCGUUGUCCACGGUACUCGCCGCAGUGAUGAUAGCUGUCGUAUGUGUCUGGACUGGGCGCUGGGAGGAAUACAGUCGGCACAUCUGCUACUGCCGGGACCUGGGUCGUGAAGUACGCGCGAGGGGCGAGUACGUUGAAGGAGACCUAACGACUUCCGUCGAAACCAUGUUCCAUGUUCUACAACCACUCCCACCAAUCUCGGCCAUGACGGGGAAAUCCCGAAUAAAGUACGCAGUCUCAGUCCUCGUCUCAGCCAAGACAUGGGUCGACGGUCUUCUCCCCAGACUUGAGCCGAUACCUACAUGUGAGCCAUUGAAGACUGCACUACGGGCCUACCGCACGAGGAUGAAGUGGACGCUGUGCCAGUGGCAGAGGGUCUACGGUCAGGGAGAAGAGCGAGCCAGCGCAAUCAGCGUCGCGGAGUCGCCCUUUGGUCCCGCGGUCGAGCAUAUGCAGCAGUAUAUGCAAGACGACAGCGACUUCAACUUGCCCUUGCUCACGACGCAGUUAACCCUCGGCUUUAAGACGACGCUCCUGUACGGGGCCAGCGGGGAUGCUCAGAGGAUGCGGGACACGGCCAUCGCUUGCCAUGCUCCGGUCCUGACAUUGGCUUCGCACCGCCCGUGAAGGGAGUGGUCGUUGUUAGCAAGUGCGGGACACUGCACCCUGCCUUCGAUCUCGAAGUGAUCACGCAAGGCUGUAAGAAAGGAAAAAAACUCAUAGUCUUACAAUGUUGCCAGCCACAAGAGCGCUAGUAUCUCCUCUGGAGAAUAUUCAUGUCAAAAAUAAUUCAACCAUG
This is a messenger RNA of Cladophialophora immunda, 1819 nucleotides long. RefSeq lists its product as uncharacterized. NCBI's taxonomy places the organism in Eukaryota, Fungi, Ascomycota, Eurotiomycetes, Chaetothyriales, Herpotrichiellaceae. The transcript is spliced from 2 exons. Gene Ontology annotation, molecular function: zinc ion binding; DNA-binding transcription factor activity, RNA polymerase II-specific. The record is from RefSeq and is a predicted model, not a curated record. Gene Ontology annotation, biological process: regulation of DNA-templated transcription. Bases 439 to 1647 code for a protein of 402 amino acids.